AUGUACGUCCCCCCAAUUUACCCACGCCCGCCUCACCAUACUCAUAUCGAUCUCUUCGCACGACAGCCAUCAAAGGCCCCACCACCGUCUUGCGACGACAAGGAGGGUCACUACAUUAUUGUCCCGGACGACAUUAUUUAUAAGCGCUAUCGCACUGUUCGACUGCUUGGCCAGGGUACGUUCGGCAAGGUCGUAGAGGCAGUCGACCAGGAGACAGGCAGACGUGUCGCCAUCAAGAUCAUUCGCGCGAUACAGAAGUACAGAGACGCAAGCAAGAUCGAGGUCCGUGUUCUCCAGAAGCUCAAAGAGCGCGACCCCACGAAUCGGCACAAAUGCAUUCACUUAUUACACUGGUUUGACCAUCGCAACCACAUAUGCCUCGUAUCGGAGCUCCUCGGCAUGUGUGUCUACGACUUCCUCAAGGAGAACGACUUUGCUCCUUUUCCACGCUAUCAAAUCCAAGAUUUUGCCCGGCAACUCCUCGGCAGCGUCGCCUUUCUGCAUGACUUGCACCUGAUUCACACCGACCUUAAACCGGAGAAUAUUCUUUUGGUUCACAACGGCUACCGAAUGGUGAAUGUUCCCGUCCCUGGAAAGACUCGGGCCAAACGCAUACUGAACUCCACAGAGAUUCAUCUCAUUGACUUCGGUUCGGCGACCUUCAAUGAAGAAUAUCAUUCGACGGUCGUGUCCACACGCCAUUACCGUGCUCCAGAGAUCAUUCUUGGUCUAGGCUGGUCAUACCCUUGCGACGCGUUCUCCCUGGGGUGCAUACUGGUCGAGUUUUACACUGGGGUCGCUCUCUUCCAGACGCACGACAAUCUGGAACAUCUCGCUAUGAUGGAGCAAGUGAUGGGCAAGAUGCCGGAUCGCUUCGCCCGAGCCGGAGCCAGGUCGAAGCCAGAGUACUUCAAAGAAGGCAACAAGCUCGAUUGGCCGAAGCCGAAGGCUUCCCGGCAGAGCAAAAAGGAAGUUCGGGCAACUCGUAGUCUCCAGGAUAUCAUCCAUCCUACAGACCAGAUUAACCGCCUCUUUUUGGAUCUUGUGCGCAGGUUGCUCUGCUUUGAUCCUGCGCAGCGGAUAACUGUCCGGGACGCGCUCAAUCACGCAUACUUCAUGCAAUCGAUUUCUCCAGAGGAGUUGUAG
This is a messenger RNA of Stereum hirsutum FP-91666 SS1, 1146 nucleotides long. RefSeq names its product kinase-like protein. Gene Ontology annotation, cellular component: nucleus. Bases 1 to 1146 code for a protein of 381 amino acids. The record is from RefSeq and is a predicted model, not a curated record. Gene Ontology annotation, biological process: protein phosphorylation. Gene Ontology annotation, molecular function: ATP binding; protein kinase activity. Lineage: Eukaryota; Fungi; Basidiomycota; Agaricomycetes; Russulales; Stereaceae. The transcript has 7 exons.